Messenger RNA from Mesocestoides corti, 3336 nucleotides. The record is from the annotation of a GenBank genome assembly. NCBI's taxonomy places the organism in Eukaryota, Metazoa, Platyhelminthes, Cestoda, Cyclophyllidea, Mesocestoididae.
AUGGAGCUUGUCGCUAAACUGUUUUGGUUUGCGAGACGCGAAUGCAGCCGCGGCAACGGUGAGUGGCGUUUUUCAACAGGGCCCUCCUAUACCAACCACCACCGCCGCCGCCACCAUGUUCACGCGAAUUACGCUGUUUUGACCACCGAGUCGCUGCCUUGGCACCCGAUGAAUCAUCGCCCCGGAGUUAGACCAGUGACCCUCUUCCUUAUCGUUUUUUUCUCCCCCUCAAAAGUACAACGCACCAGCAGACACUACUCAGCCUUGAGCCUGUCUCUGAGUUGCGGCCGCACUUCGCUCGGCAUGCCCUCCCGAAACGAACGAAGGCGGAAGGCGUCGGGCUGGGUUGGGGGUAUCCGAGAGAUGCUGCGGAUUCACGAGUACCUCGUCGCUAAGAGUGAUGAAAGUAUCCUCUCAAGGCUCACCCGUGAGCGCAUCAUUCAGCUGUCUACGGGGCUCCCACAUGCGGACAACGGGAGACGCGUGGUUUCCCUGAGGCUGCUCCAUCGACUGACCUCGUCUUUGCCGCGCGCCGUGGUGGUGCCUUGUUAUGGCGACAAGCCGCCCUCGUCAAUGUUUCCCCUGAACGGGCUUGGAGGAUCGGCAGACGAUGCCGGGGGCGGGGCGAACUCCGCAUUUUCACCGGUCUCCGCGUGCUCCUUCUGCGACGUCUACUCGCCCACGUAUGCCUCCUGCUGGCCCUCGCCCCUGAUCAGACUCGAACACAAGGCUGAAGUCGUCCCAGUCAUCUCCUCCGAAGCCCUCAAGCCGGAGAAAGCGCUUCUCUCCGGUCCAGGCGGUGGUGGUGGUGGUGGUAGUGGUGCUGAUGGAGGUGGCGAUGAAGCGCCUCAGAUCGGCGAUGGCCCCUCAGAAAGGACCAUCACUUCGCCAGAACCAGCAGCCGACAACCCGGCGACCGCGGCCGCCCCGAUCGCCGUGGACGGAGCGAACCCCGUCCCACCCGGCCCCGUCUCGGACAUGCUUUGCAUCAGCCCGGAGCCCGUCUCCGCGGAGGAGUCCGCUGAGGUCGCCGCAAUCAUCGACGCCCAGAACGUCCCCUCGAUGUCGUGCUCAAGCAUGGUGCACACCUCGAAGCACGGCGCGCUGAGACGCGUUUGGGACCGAUCGGUGGUGCUGCCACCGGGUCCGGCUAGUCCCGACGGCAAGGUGCGCGUGAACAGUGGCAGCUGCGCCAGGACCGACAUCGAAUUCCUCAGCUCCAUGACAAAGCAGCCGCAUCAGCAGCAGCCCCAACCUCACCCUGUCCCCGCGGUCUCCUACCCGAACCAGACUCUCCCUCCGCUGAAACGCUUCACCAAUUACAUGGCCUCCACCGGCGAUGUUAGCGGUUCGGCCUUUAAUUUACCUUACGACGCCGAUUGUCACAAACAUCAGCUUCCGCCGACACUGGCCCACCCGUUCCUGCCCAAGCCGCCUUCGGGCGACCCUCACCACCACCACCAUCAAGUGCAGCAUCACCAGCCCAUGGAACUGACGUCUAAGUCCCGAAGCAACUCUUCAACCCCGCUUCCCCAACUAUCUCACCCCUCCUCGCAUCCUGAUUUUCUUGCCUACACCCGUCUCUUAGCUGCUAACCACCACCACCACCAGCAGCAGCAGCAGCAGCAGCAAGCGGCUGCUCUCCCCGUGUCCGACCAGCCUCUCAACCUCAAGGGGACCGUCAGGGGUCCUUCGACGGCGUCGACGACGACGACGACAACGUCGUCGGGCGCCUCAUCCUCGAAUUCGACGACCCACGCCCGCGGCACCUUCUACCCACCAACAGGGGUUCCUCCGAACCCCGCCGGUGCGUCUGCCACAUCGCCUUCCAUCGCGAGGCACCAUCACCAGACGAUGCGCAGUGGAAGGUAUUCCACGGGGACCUUGGGUGGGCCCUCAAGGGGACAACCGCCGACUACCCCUGGGAGACCGGUCACAGUGUCGAAUCAGGCGUCAUCGCAAAUUGGCUCGCCGGGUUCUAUGCAUUUGCCCCAACCUGAACCAAUGUCGGCGGUACCCGGUUGCUCCUCUUCUUCUAACCUCCCGCUUCCCAACGAUGCUUCAUUGAAGAAGUUUAUGCUGGAGCAGCUCUUCGCCUCGUCACUGGCUCGCUCAGCAGCACCCUUUCACACCCCUUCGGCGCACCAGCAGAAGCCCUCCCACCACCCUGAGGCAGCGCCUCAGCGAGCCCCCGCGACAACCAUCGACCUCAUGGCGACCUCGGCGGCGGCGGCGUCGGCGUCGUCGUCGUCGUCGUCUGCUCCCUUCUCGCCAUCAAAGUACAACCAGCCUCCGAGGUACACCCCAUCGAAUCCCCUUGAUGUACUGACUCAGACCGCCGCCAUGAUCGUUGCCCAGCAACACCUGUCCAUGACCACCCCCCAACAGGCCAUCAACGCCCUCAGGGAGAGGAUGCUGGAAGCUGCCAAGGAGGCCGUGAUAGCGCUUGACGUCCCAGCUGACAGCGAGAAUGCCUUGAGAGUGGCCAAAUUGGCGGCCGCGGCGGUCGUAGAAAUAGUCAGCAACCAAGUGCAGGCGCAUCAGCAAGCCGGUGUAAGUCACCAUCACUACCAGCAACUCCUGCAACAAUUCCAAAGGCAGAGUCAGGAGGCCAGUCAUCAACAACAACAGCAACAACAACAACAACAGCAGCAGCAACAGCAGCAGCAGCAGGCUUUCACGAUGUCGAUUUUGGCUCAGCUUCAACAGCACUACCUUGCUCAACAGCAGCAGCAGCAGCAACAGCAGCAGCAAGCGAAGAGGCAUCCCCAGCCCCCGCCUAGCCUGCACCAGCAUCAUCCACUUCACUUACAGGGUAGCGCGUACGCCCACCAGCAGAAGCCGAGGGUGGCGGCGCCGGCGGUGCCAACGAGCACCAUCUGGCCCCCCUCUUCGUCGGCGGUUGUGGGUUCUCGGGGGUUCCAGUCUCUGCCAGGGAACCCCAGCCACCGUGGGAGCGCCCACCACAACCAGCAGCCACCGCCGCCGCCCCCACCACCUGCUGCGCCUCCGCCUGGACUCGCGCAGAUGCAGGCCGCUCAGUGGGCCAGUCAACUCUACGGAGGCGUCUUCCCCGGGGUCAAUUCACGGGAUCCUUCGACAGCAGCAGCCGCCGCGGCUCUUGCGAUGCAGCUGAGCGCAGCGACCGCGGCAGCCAACCAGCGCACGCCCGUGGGAUCCACCAGCGGCGGCGCCGGCCAAUCAGCGUCCGUGGGGUCACCGACCACCAGCCAAGCGGCGACAGCAGCGCUCGCUGCGGCCAUGCGACAGCAGGAGGUCUUCAACGAGUUUUUGCGUUUCAUGCGCCAACAGCAGUCUAACUCAUCGAGCCAAUAA